Molecule: messenger RNA, 1847 nt
Organism: Helianthus annuus (common sunflower)
Lineage: Eukaryota; Viridiplantae; Streptophyta; Magnoliopsida; Asterales; Asteraceae
Exons: 7
Coding region: 599-1621 (340 amino acids)
Cellular component (GO): membrane
Source: RefSeq, a predicted model, not a curated record
UGUAAAAAACCUUGAAAGGAGAAAGCUUAUGCUCCAAGCACAACUUAUUAUUAUUAUUAUUCUCCAAUUUUUAUUUUUAAAUCUUGAAGAGGGUACCUUAACCUUACCCUUUAUUUUAAUGUGUAUAUAAAUACAAAAAAAUAACUGAACCAAAGAAGCAAAGCAUCUCUUGACUCUUGUUCUUGAAAACCUCCUCCUGUGAGUAUCUCAACUUUCCUUUGCUUACAAUUAACAACUAGAAAUCUUUUCAUCCUCUUUCAUAGUCUUCCCAUAUUUAAUCUAUCUAUCUAUCUUUUAGUGGAAAUUCAAAUCUAAAGUUUGGAAUCUUGAGUUAUGCUUCAUGAUUUCAACCAUUAAUGAAGUUGAAAAUGCAUGGGGAGCUGUUUUUUUUGUCCUUUCUUGGAACCCCUGCAUUGCUAUAUAUCACAUGAUCAUCAUCAUCAUCUCCUUUCAUCAACACAAUCUUUGCUAAACUUUUCACUUUCCCAUAAACUAAUUCAUAUGAAACUUCAAACAUCUAUUUCAUGUUCAUAGCUUUGUAACUUUGUAACAUCAUUUGUUAGAAGAUACAAGUUAGAACACAUUUUUUGGUCACAAAAUGGAUUUCUUGACAGGAGGGUCGAAGAACACGUGGCAGCCUGUGAUGGGGCCUGAUACAACCACCUCAAGUUAUUGGUUGAACUGGAGAGGGUUGUUAUGUUGUGUAUGGAUAUUGACAGCAAUGGGUAUAGCUUCAUAUCUUAUAACAAAAUAUGAAGGAGCUUCAAAUCGAAAAUCAAGAAAAAGAGAAAAUGAAGAUGAGGUGGAUGAUUAUGGAGGGGUGUUGUAUGAUGAUGAAAUUUGGAAGCCAUGUUUGGAAGGAAUACAUCCAGCUUGGUUGAUGAGUUAUAGAAUAUUAGCUUUUAUUGUGCUCUUGAUUCUUAUUAUCCUAAAUGCCAUUGUUGAUGGAGGUAGCAUAUUUUACUACUACACACAGUGGACAUUUACAUUGGUUACUAUAUAUUUUGGGAUAGGAUCUUUAUUGUCAAUGUAUGGAUGCUAUCAACACCACAACAAAGUUGGUGGUGACAGAAGUGAGGGAUUAGAUGAAGAACAAGCUGAAAUUACCAAUUUACCCAAUGCUGCUAAAUUUGCGGGUCCUAAUGAUCAUAAACACCCUCGCCAAGUCGCUGGCAUUUGGGGCUAUGUUUUUCAGAUCAUGUUUCAGACGCUGGCAGGCGCGGUUGUGCUUACAGACUGUGUUUUCUGGUUAAUCAUGGUUCCAUUUCUAACCAUUAAAGAUUAUAAUUUGAAUUUUUUGAUUAUAAACAUGCACUCCAUCAAUGCUGUGUUUUUAGUUGGUGACACUGCCUUAAAUAGCUUGCGAUUUCCGUGGUUUCGAAUUGCAUACUUUACCCUGUGGACAUGUAUUUUCGUCAUUUUCCAAUGGAUCGUUCACGCAUGCAUAGCACUUUGGUGGCCUUAUCCUUUUCUUGAUCUGUCAUCCCCAUUCUCUCCAAUAUGGUACUUAUUGCUGGCAUUGUUGCACUUACCAUGCUAUGGAGUUUUUGCUUUAGUUAUAAAACUGAAGCAUUGUCUCUUGUCAAAAUGGUUCCCGGAUUCUAACCGAUAUAUAUUAUAACCACAAAAGAAACGUUACAUAGAUUUUCUUGCUAAAAAAGGAAAGUCUUCUUUAUAAAGACGAGUGGUGACAAACAUAGAGGCUGACCGAACACCCGAGAUUUCUUGUGAGACUGAUACAAAUGUUAGAAUGUUAAUAGCAUUCCUAGAAAAUUAGGAAUAUAACUGUUUGAUGUAAUUAUAUAUUGUAUACAAGCUUAUAGCAUUAUAAAAGAAGUGUUUUCUUA